Molecule: messenger RNA, 1369 nt
Organism: Hibiscus syriacus
Lineage: Eukaryota; Viridiplantae; Streptophyta; Magnoliopsida; Malvales; Malvaceae
Exons: 6
Coding region: 137-1069 (310 amino acids)
Cellular component (GO): Prp19 complex; post-mRNA release spliceosomal complex; catalytic step 2 spliceosome
Source: RefSeq, a predicted model, not a curated record
GUUUAUUCAGGGAGGGUUCAUUGGUCAAACUUUAUUUAUGAUACAAGACUGUCAACCAUAAACUCUCAUACCCAUCUUCUUCUCUUCUUUUGUAUUCCCCCCCCCCCCUUCUGCUCGGAAUCAACAAUAAGGAGAUAUGGGUGAGAAUGGAAAAGUACACCAAAAUUGUGCUAAAGCUGCUAAUCCCUACCAUGAAUGUGGUGCAUAUUGCCUAGAAAAGAAUACUGAUGGCAAGGGAUAUAAAGAAAAUGACAAAAAGGUCAUUUUAGGUAACCGCUAUGGUAAAGGAGAAGCUGUGCAUAACAAAAGGACUAAUGAUGGGAACAGAGCGCAACCAAAUUGCCCUAAAGCAUCUAACCCUUACCAUGAAUGCGAUGAAAAUUGCAUCCAGAAAACUUCCAGAGCUGCUACUCUGGGGAUUGUAAAAGAAUCAGAUAAUCGCAACGGUAUAAAACAAGGUGACUCUAUCAGAAAGAAGAAUGACAAGGGACGAGUGCACCAAAAUUGCAUAAAGUCAUCAAAUCCAUAUCAUGAAUGUGAUGAAAAUUGCUUCGAAAGAAGUACAGAGGCCAUAGCAGAAUCAGGUUCCAAAUUUGUUGAUGGUUCCAAAAGCUUUGACCGGAAAAAGAAGGGAUCUGAGUCUCAGCCGAAAUCCCCUCAAGCACUUGAGAUUGCUCCUGCCCUAGGCGCAGUUUACCAUGGUGACCAGAAAUCCCUUCAGUCUCAUUUAUAUAGGGAGAAGAUGGAAGAAGAGAAUGGUGAGUCUUUUUCUUCUUCUGAGCGACACUCUGAAGAGAUUUAUUCCCGAGAUCAAUCUUCCGACAAGGCCCAAAUUCAGUACUCCCAACCAUUGCCUAUGUCUGACAAAAUCACGUCUCCUGGUGAUACCAAAUAUGAAGCAAAGAAGGUUCUAAAUUCCGCAAAGGUAAGUUCAGAUGCAAAUACCGAGGAUGCAACUAGCUUAACUUUUAGUUUCUCAGGGAUCAUUCGAGCUUUAGAAGACAGUGAUCAGGAAGAUGUCAAUCUGUUAUUUCUGAUUCAUGUGUAUCAGUUGGAAAAUACAAUGUGAAAGCAAGCGUCUCCUCAACCCUACAGUCAAUUCUCGAUAAACAUGGAGACAUAGCAGCUAACUGUCAGUUGGAAUCUGCUUCCAUGCGUGCAUAUUAUUUAGAGUGCUUGUGUGCUGUAGUUCAAGAUCUUCAGUUCACUUCAUUCAAGCAACUGACCAAAGUAAAAAUUAAAGAAAUGUUUGCUGUUCUCAAGGAUGUUGAAUCUGCAAAUAUUGAUGUUAGUUGGCUGCGUGGUCCGCUCAAUGAAAUCUCGGAAGCCGUUGAUCUUGUUAAUCAACUACAAACUUUGAAGCCAAAAG